Molecule: messenger RNA, 1164 nt
Organism: Eucalyptus grandis
Lineage: Eukaryota; Viridiplantae; Streptophyta; Magnoliopsida; Myrtales; Myrtaceae
Product: NAC domain-containing protein 86
Exons: 7
Coding region: 73-1164 (363 amino acids)
Biological process (GO): regulation of DNA-templated transcription
Molecular function (GO): DNA binding
Source: RefSeq, a predicted model, not a curated record
CCUCAAAGUGGAGUGACUCAUCACUUUUACUUGUGUCUUGAGUGAAGAACAGAAGGGAAGGAGAUCGGAGCUAUGAUAAACCUGCAGCAUUUGCCGGUUGGACACCGAUUCCAUCCAACUGGGGAGGAGUUCGUGAAUUAUUACUUGAAGAGGCGAAUCCAAGGAAUCGUAGAUCAUCCCUGCAUAAUCCCCGAUGUCGACAUCUGUAAGUGGGAUCCUUGGGAGUUACCAGACAAGUUUCAUGGUGAAUCGAUCAUUCACCGGGAUGACCAAGUUCGGGAGUGGUGGUUCUUCAGCCCACAUACACCUCAACAGGUUAAAAGAUCGACUCCCUCUGGCUAUUGGAAGAAGACGGGUAUCGACAGGAAGGUCAAGGCCAGAGAUAAUGACAGAAUAAUUGGUACUAAGAAAUUUCUAGUCUUCCACAUAGGUCAAGGCAAGAAGGGGGUCAAGACCAACUGGGUCUUCCAUGAAUACCAUCUACCCACCGAUGAUUUGAACAGAACUCAUGUUCUGUGUCACUUAAAGCAUGAAUCAGAGCGUGGAGCCAUUAACCUGGCAGAUUUCGAAUUAUAUCUUCAUCAACCUGUUCGUGAUGACUUAUUUCCUGAGGCUUUGGUCCAAGCAAAAAUGAAUUCACUGAUGGCGUUAAUUCAGCCCGAGAACCAAGUUGAAUUUAUGGCUGACCACCUGUGGCAGCCUCAGCCCGCACCAGGAUCACAAGAUCAUUGCUUCCCCUCCAACAUACAUCAGCUUACGAAUAUUGAGGGUCCAUCUGCUAUGGACCUAUCAUUAGACAACCUUCUUACUGAUGAAUCUGUUCAAUUAACGUUUGGAACAAGUGAAGAGGAUGAAGAUGUUGGUGACAUGCAAAAUGCAGAUCUUGCUUAUGUCGACUUCUUCAACAGAGACAUGCAAACAGAGGAAUCGUCAAUCAAAAUUACCCUCCGGGAUUCGGAGUUGAAACCUUCAGGAGGCCAGAGUAAUUGUUCUUGGCCUUCUGGAGGUGUACAGGAUGAGAAGGCUGAUAAUUCAGACAUUCCUAGUGGAUUCAGCUACCUCAUCCGAAGGCAGAUUGAUGUUUUGCCUACAAUAUGCCUUAUUUCCUACUAUGAGCUUAUGACCGCACACAAGCAUCUCAGAGUUCUCAACAUCAGUAAAUGA